GCGGCGCCGCGCGGCUGCCGGGAGCAGCGCCGUGAGCCCAGCGGGAGCGCGCGUGGGAGCGGCGUCCGGCGCUGCGCGGAGCUGCGGCGACCCGGCUGUACGGCCCGGAAAAUAAAUAUGCGGCACGAAGAGCUUAGCUGAUCACAGAACACACCAUGGGCGUCUAUUUUCUUCUGUUCAUUGUGGGGCUUUGCUGGGCACAGUACAAUCCCAACACUCAGCCCGGGAGAACGUCUAUUGUGCAUCUCUUUGAAUGGCGCUGGGCUGAUAUUGCUCUGGAGUGUGAGCGCUAUUUAGCUCCUCAUGGGUUUGGAGGAGUUCAGAUUUCGCCUCCAAAUGAAAAUCUCGUCAUUGCUGAUCCCUCGCAUCCGUGGUGGGAAAGAUACCAGCCAGUCAGCUACAAACUCUGCACACGAUCGGGGAAUGAAACUGAAUUUAGAGACAUGGUGACCAGGUGCAACAAUGUUGGUGUAUAUGUUUAUGCAGAUGCAGUAGUAAACCACAUGUGUGGAGGUAAUGCUGGUGCUGGCAAUCAUUCUACUUGUGGAAGCUAUUUCAAUGCUGAGAGUGAAGAUUUUCCAGCUGUGCCAUAUUCUGCCUGGGAUUUUAAUGAUGCUAAGUGUAAAACCAGAAGUGGAGACAUUGAGGAUUAUCAAGAUGCGCCUCAGGUCCGAAACUGCCGCUUAGUUAAUCUUCUUGAUUUGGCCCUGGAAAAGAACUACGUGCGCUCCAAAAUUGCAGAGUACAUGAAUUACCUCAUUGACAUCGGUGUAGCUGGGUUCCGCAUUGAUGCUGCCAAACAUAUGUGGCCAGGGGAUGUGAAGGCAAUUUUAGAUGAGCUGAAAGAUCUAAAUACGACAUGGUUUUCUGCAGGAGCUAAGCCUUUCAUUUAUCAGGAAGUAAUUGACUUGGGAGGAGAGCCAAUCACCGGCAGUCAGUACUUUGGAAAUGGCCGAGUGACAGAGUUCAAGUACGGUGCAAAACUGGGGACAGUGAUCCGCAAGUGGAAUGGAGAGAAGAUGGCCUACUUAAAGAACUGGGGAGAAGGCUGGGGCUUUGUGCCUUCUGACAGAGCCCUGGUCUUCGUGGAUAACCACGACAACCAGCGGGGGCACGGGGCAGGUGGAGAAUCCAUUCUUACCUUCUGGGAUGCCAGGCUUUAUAAGAUGGCAGUUGGUUUCAUGCUCGCUCAUCCGUACGGGUUCACGCGGGUGAUGUCAAGUUAUCGUUGGCCAAGAUAUUUCCAGAACGGAGUGGAUAUCAACGACUGGGUUGGACCGCCGAGUAACUCGGAUGGGUCGACGAAGUCCGUGACAAUCAAUGCAGACACUACCUGCGGCAACGACUGGGUCUGUGAACAUCGCUGGCGACAAAUAAGGAACAUGGUUGUCUUCCGUAACGUGGUAGACGGUCAGCCUUUCUCAAACUGGUGGGACAACGGGAGCAAUCAAGUAGCUUUUGGUCGCGGCAACAGAGGCUUCAUUGUCUUUAAUAACGACGAUUGGUAUAUGAACGUCGAUUUGCAAACGGAGCUGCCUGCCGGUACCUACUGCGACGUUAUUUCUGGACAAAAGGAAGGCAGUGGGUGUACUGGAAAGCAGGUGUAUGUUUCCUCGGAUGGCAAGGCUAAUUUCCAGAUUAGUAACAGUGACGAAGAUCCAUUUGUUGCAAUUCACGUUGAUGCCAAGUUAUAACUUCAUUUGUUGUUUUUUUUCUUUCCUGUUGCGUGGAAGAAGAAGAGGUUGGCUCGACCUUGUAGAAUGUCAACUUGCUGGUAAUAAGGUGCUGGGAAAGAGAGAUGGACAGAAUAAACAGGGAUGUUUUGUAGCUAUGCAUAAGUUAAGCUCUGUGCUGUUAUGAAGACUUGUUACGGAACUUGCUUUCUAGCCAAUGGAUUGUUAAUGGAAAUGUACUGAACGUGCAUGUUGGAAUAUAAAAGGCUUGCUUAGGAAAAUAAAACAGAAUCUUCCUUGCACGAGAACCCUGUGUUAUGUUGCUAAGUUGCGACACUGCUGCUGUGUAGAUAUUCUGUUUGUGCCAAGCUUGUUUCCCCGAUGUUGAGUGAAAAUAAACGACAACGGAAAUGAAGACCAAAGGUUUUCACCCCUCGCUAUUUUGGAUCGUUGCAUUAUCGCGUUGUAACUAGUUGGAAAACCAUAGGUAGGUUUUAGGGCAAUACGGCACCGUUUUUCUGAUAUCACAGAAUCGCAAGAGUAAAGAAGGAACAGGAGGAAAAGAAUCCAAGUGCAUGUUGAAUUUAGAACGUUGUGUUUCCAAGGCUGAUACACACUGCGGAGCAGGCACUUUGCUGUAGUCAGCCGGAAGCGUUGCGUAAUGCGAUGUUGUCAGUGAGCGCUGAGACGAUGCGGUAAGAAUGCCGGAGGAUAGAUUUUGGUCAAGUCACGUUUGUGUGUUCAGCAGAUGGCGUAGUGUUUCUUCCUCAGAGGAAAGCAGUUGUCUUAGUCUAAUUGGCUAAGCAAUUGAACCGAAAGGCAUAGGUUCACUGUCUUCACAUCGAUCACUUUUUCUAGCAAGUGAUUAACUUCAGCUAAGCAUCCUUCGGUACUCAGUCCUUGUCUCCCUGCUUUUGAUAAGAGAAUGUUUGGCAUCUUCUGCAGUUUCAGCAGUGUGAAGAAAUGAAAUGUCUUUGUUAGAGGUUUCUUUCUUGCUCAUCAGCUGCAAUAUUGCAAAUACUGUAGACUGAUUUGAACGUGCCCUUUGUUAAUAAAGGAAUCUUAAGGCUUUGCAACGUUUUUGAGAGAAAAGAUGUGCUGUUCUUAGAAAUGAAACGAUUGUUGUAGAGCUCAGAUUUUAGCAGUGUCCUAUUCAAUAAUGAAGUCGCAUCAACUUGUUCUUAAGCAGCAAGUUAUGGAAGCAAAGCAUGAGAGAAGCAAGCGGAAGCAGAACUGCUGCAACUGUCGGUGGGUAAUGUAUCUGUGAUGUUAUAUAUGUCUGUGUGAAAGCACUGUUGGAACAAGCGUGCAGAAACAAUUCCUAACGUGACCCCCUCAUAUACUGCACCAACCAACAUCUCGGUGUAUUACGCUUGUAAGAACUGCUAAGCAAAUGAGGGUGUCAAAGUGAUGGUUGAUUACUGUCAAUUCUUUAUUGCUGAGGAGUGGAAAUAUUUGUCUAAUGCUUUCAAGGAGUUAACAUUCAAUAGGUUUGAUUAUUAUCAGUAAUAUCUAGGAUUUGCAUGGAGUGGAGUAGUUUUCAGUGAAUGUCCACAUAGGCCAGCAGAAGAGCAUUUUAGGUUUGCGGUGUGAGAACUUGCAAACCGAAAUGUCUUUUUUCAGUGCCUGGAAAUUUUCAGUGCCUGGAAACGCAGUACUCUGUUGUUUCACAUGCAUGUGUUUUCAUCCCAGUGCUUAAAUUCUCCUGAAUUUGCUGUUAGUCAAAAUAGAGAAUAUAUAUAUUUUUUGUAUUGGCAAAUUGGGUCUAUGAUAGGAAAAUGAGCAGGUGAACAAAUUGGACUAGCUUAUGAACAUAAAUUCUUGGAAAUAAAAGGACAGUGAUUAACAUUCUACUAAAAAUAAUAAUGAAAAAAAAAAAAGCGUAGGUUUAUACUUACUGGUGAGAUUCAGCUUUUAAGGACUUAUGAGGUAUUGUGUAAUACAUCUAAUAAUGAACAAGAGUGAUUGAACUCAUACAUGAGUUUGAGCUUAUCUUUAUUUCCUUUCACCUUCCAGAGUCCAACUUUUCAUAAAGUCUUUGUUUACAUGACAGCAAAGAAUAUAAUCCCAAAUUUGGGAGUGCUGCUCAGAGACUGCUCGGUAUAUGAUAAGGUAUAAACACUGGGAGAAGGUAUUUUAUCUUCAGCUGCAGCGCAAUUCAAGAUAAAAUAAAUGGGAAUAUGGAUGUCUAGCUAGCUAGACAAACAAUAACCGAACUCUGUGAAAUCUGUCAGCUGCAGUAGAAACUUUGUCAUUUUGCAGGAGUAUAAAUCGCCAGCUGAUUAUGCUGAAGGAACCACGCAAGUCCUUCUCCUCGUCGCAGUUGUAGGGCUUUGCAGGGCACGGUACGACCCCAACACUCAGUCUGGGAGGAUGUCUAUCGUGCAUGUCUUUGGACGGCACUGGGCUGAUACUGCACUGGAGCGUGAACACUAUGUAGCUCUAUUAGGUUUGGUGGAGUUCAGGUAUGUAGUUUCCUGUCUACAGGCAAUAAAACCGCUUUGCAGAAUUUGAUUAACAAGCAAAACAGCCAGAACUGCUGACAGUAAGCUCCAAGUAACUUCCUUGUUGAAAGCAGGGAUGGAAGCGCUAAGUUGUGUCAGGCAGAUCUGGAGAUCCUGCCAGUCUGGUACGACUGUAUGUUUGGCUGCAGAUCACCUGUAAGGGGACUUACUUUUCUUUGUCAUACUUCAUGUAUAACGCCGUGUUUUACCUUUUGCUGAGUUGAGUACACAGACAUAGGCUGUCCAAAGGAUGUCACAAAAAUAAUUAAUAUGGCUUCAGCCCUCCCGUACACGUGUCCUUGGACAGUGGAUCCAGGCAGCUCCCAGCAACAAAAGACAAUUUUUUUGCCAGUCUACAAGAUGGGUAUCUUGCAGACCUAAGCUUGUACUGCGGGAUGGAGAGAAUGGGUUUGGCACAAAGCCCAUCUCCUGGAAAUCAUAGACUAAUCUGAGCACUGAGCACACCUUAUUGCACUUAAAAUGAAAUGAGAACUAAUGAUUUCUGACUGAGGUACGUCCUUUCAUUUGCAGGUUUCUCCUCAAAGUGGAAAGAUUUUCAUUGCUAAUCCGAUCUGGCCCCUGGUGGGAAAGAUACCAGCCCAUCAGCUACAAGAUCUGCAGUCGAUCAGACAGUGAAAAUGAAUUCAGAGACAUGGUGACCAGGUGCAACAACGUUGGAGUAAGUGCCUGAAAAUGUGUAACCGAUACGGUGAGAAGGGCGGUCUCUGUGGAGCAAAGUUACUGCUCCUAAUAUAGGAGGGUUAAAUGGAGAAUAAAGGGAGGUGGAGGAAAGGUCACGCUAACAGCAAUGUGGUAAUGCUCCGGCUGAUGCUUCAACAGCAUCACAACACUGACCGAAUCGCAAUCGCUACCUUUCCAGGUUCGUAUUUAUGUGGAUGCUGUUGUCAACCACAUGUGCGGAUCUAUGGGUGGCUCAGGCACCCACUCAACGUGCGGGAGCUAUUUCAGCACUGGGAGUAGAGAUUUUCCCGCUGUGCCAUACUCUGCCUGGGAUUUCAAUGACGGCAAAUGUCAGACUGCAAAGUGGAGACAUCGAAAAUUAUGGGGACAUGUAUCAGGUAACUUUCGUUGGUUUAGAUUGUGAUAUUUUUUCUUGUUUAAAUCUUGUGUAGAGUAAAGCCAAAGAAAGGGAGUAGUUUAUCUCGAGUUGAACACUUAGUCAACUAACCAGUGAAUACUGUGGCUUAUCUUCUGGAAACGCACUUGUGCUGCACAGUUUUGUAGGCUCUGAGAAGUCAUGAAUCUUCCCCAUGUUUCAUGUGGGCAUGUGAAGGAGCGUGCGUCUGAACUGACUGAGCCUAAGCCUGAGCCUCUCAGUUUUGUCAACGCACUCUUUCUUACGGCUUCUGAAAUCAACUACCCUUGUUAAGGAAGCCCAGGAAAAUUGAGAGUUGUGCAGGAUGCUACCCUGGUUAUGUCAGUUGGUCCGUUUGGACGUGGCAUAGAUUUAAAGUUCUUUAUGAAGGUUACAGCUCAGCAUCAUUUUGCUGUGACGUUCUUCCAGUCACGGGGGGCUUGCUUGACAGCUGUGACUUACCAGUUACCGUGGAGAAUGGCACUGCAAUUACAUCAGGCAGUGCCCUCAGGACCUGGGGUGCAGGUUAUCAGGCACCAUAGACUUGCACGCAUUCAGAGUCUUAAAGUGGUCUUAGACUUGCUCUUCUGUUACAGUGGAAGGGAAUUUUGCUCUCCCAUCCUUUCCCUAGAUGCUUAAGGACAUAAGAGAUAUGGGAAGCCUGACUGCCAGCAAAGAAUUUGGUUAGCAUUUCAGCCUUCGCUAUGUCUGUUGUUGCCUUUUCUCCCUUCUCAUGUAUCAGAGGAAUUAUGCUUUCCUUGGCUUCUUGAGUCUUGUGCCAAGUUCAGUUU
Molecule: messenger RNA, 6064 nt
Organism: Phasianus colchicus (ring-necked pheasant)
Lineage: Eukaryota; Metazoa; Chordata; Aves; Galliformes; Phasianidae
Product: pancreatic alpha-amylase
Biological process (GO): carbohydrate metabolic process
Molecular function (GO): alpha-amylase activity; cation binding
Source: RefSeq, a predicted model, not a curated record